AUUUGCUGCUAUUGUGAACAUUAAUGGUAGCGCUUAAUUUGCGCAAGGUAUUUGCUACGAUAUUUUGUCGCUCUAAUUUUGUAUUAAGAUAAAAUGUCGGGUCAAUUAAUGAAACGUCAGCAGAGUCAACGAGACGCUGAAAAUGGUCUCUAUCCGACAGUGCCGUCCGAGCGAGAACAACAACAAAUGCAAAAGCCCACACCUUCACGACCACCCCCACGACGACAGGAUACAAUCGAUAUGGAAGUGAUACCUUUGAAUCGCAGCCAAUCGGCGCCAGCGGGCGUUGAGGCGGAUGACCGACGACGUGCCCGCCGUAUAUUUGACAAUCAUGACGCCGAUGGCGAUGGCUACAUCAGCACACACGAACUUAAAGGUCUUAUCAAUGCUGGCUUAUGCAGUGAUAUCCCCGAUUAUAUCGCUACGCAAAUUUUGCAAAAAUCAGAUGACGAUAGUGAUGGUCUCUUGGAUUUCGAAGAAUUCUAUCGGAUGUCGCAAACACACAAAUGGAUGAUAAGAAACAUUUUGACCAAAUAUUGCCGCUUGGUUGUGCCACCGCCGAAAGCGAUCGAAGGCGAUCAAUUGGAUGGCGUGUACGAGAAGCAAAUGUCCGUUUGCCCCCCACCACUGACUAUGGUUAUGUUCUCUAUAAUCGAAAUUUUGUUCUUCUUGGUGGAUGUUAUAUAUUUUCAAGAUGAUCCCAACAACACCGCCAACAUUGGUGAGAAUACCAAUGGACCUGCGGCGACUCUAUUCAUCUACAAUCCAUACAAACGUUACGAGGCCUGGCGCUUUGUCACUUACAUGUUCGUGCACGUCGGCUUAAUGCAUUUAUUCAUGAAUUUGGUCAUACAAAUAUUUUUGGGUGUUGCCUUAGAGCUGGUUCAUCAUUGGUGGCGUGUAGCCUUAAUAUAUUUGGCUGGUGUAUUGGCUGGUUCGAUGGGCACUUCAUUGACAAGUCCGAGAAUUUUCUUAGCUGGUGCUUCGGGUGGUGUUUAUGCGCUAAUUACAGCGCACAUUGCUACCAUCAUUUUGAACUACAAGGAAAUGGAGUACGCCAUUGUGCAGUUAUUUGUAUUUCUCAUCUUCUGCUUCACGGAUUUGGGUACUUCUGUUUAUCGCCAUUUGUCGGACCAACACGAUCAAAUUGGUUACAUUGCCCAUUUGUCGGGCGCCAUAGCGGGUCUACUUGUGGGCAUAGGUGUGCUGAGAAAUCUGGAGGUACGGCGCUGGGAGAAGAUACUCUGGUGGAUCGCUGUUAUACUUUACUUCUCGCUGAUGAUGACUGGUGUGUUGAUCCAUGUGCUCAUGCCAGCUUAUUUCCCGCGUCAAGAAUACAAUUAGACAAAUUCUAUGCAUACCUACUACAUUUCACAUACACACAAACAUACGUAUACGUAUAUACUAACAUGCAUAGUAGUUAAUGGGAAUUUUAAAUUUGAUAGUAUUUUUACAAUCAUUGUAUUUAAUUAGAAUAGGAGAUAUACUCGUAUUGCUAUAUGGAACUAUACAUAGACGCACAUGCCGAACUUUACAAUAACCGGACAGAUUGUAUUUUUUUAGACUUAAGUUGUAAUGUGUUGAGCAUCAAAGUGCCUUCAGAGGUUUGUGUACAGACAAAUUCAGAAAAGUGUAUAAUUUAUUGCAGUUUGAACUUAAUUAAUACUUUAAAAAGAAGAUACGUACGUAAAGGGUUUCUCAAGAGGUAUGACAUGUUUUUUUGCCUUUAAAGUUGCUUUUUUUUUGUAUUUUGCAGUUGCCCAAAGAGAAGGUUGUGGAUGCAUAUAUUUUGUCAUGGCAAUUUUCUAAGCUGUGCGACACUUAAGCAGAGGAGGGCCAUUUACAUUACUUUUGUCAUGAAAUUUUAAAAACAUAUCGUACCUGUUGGGAAACCCUUUAGUUUAUUAUUUAUAAGUAAAUAGAUUUGAAUGAAGCAAAAUUUGUUUUACAAUUAAAAAAAAAAAAUAUUUUGAAAGCGCCUUUAACGGAAGUAAAGGAAGAAGAAACGCCCAGGAAUUGAAGUAAAUUAAUUUUUUACAAACAAGUGUAAAUUAUUUGCAGAGUAUUUUUAUAUUGUAUUAGUGCUUAAUUAUAAGCAGAUAUUAAUUUAUAAAGUGGAUAUACAAUUUUCUGUUUGAAAUAGAAAUGGUCUUUAAAAAAUGGUG
Molecule: messenger RNA, 2165 nt
Organism: Anastrepha ludens (Mexican fruit fly)
Lineage: Eukaryota; Metazoa; Arthropoda; Insecta; Diptera; Tephritidae
Gene: rho-4
Product: protein rhomboid
Exons: 6
Coding region: 94-1344 (416 amino acids)
Cellular component (GO): membrane
Molecular function (GO): serine-type endopeptidase activity; calcium ion binding
Source: RefSeq, a predicted model, not a curated record